Molecule: messenger RNA, 3864 nt
Organism: Pogonomyrmex barbatus (red harvester ant)
Lineage: Eukaryota; Metazoa; Arthropoda; Insecta; Hymenoptera; Formicidae
Gene: Tsc1
Product: tuberous sclerosis 1 protein hamartin
Biological process (GO): negative regulation of TOR signaling; regulation of cell cycle; negative regulation of cell population proliferation
Cellular component (GO): TSC1-TSC2 complex
Source: RefSeq, a predicted model, not a curated record
AAUUUUGUAAAUCAAAUUAUCGACUAAACGAGAAGAAUUCGCAUUCGUAAAAUUCUUGAUUAAUAAUAUCCAAUAUGCGACAACCUAUCUAGUGCGUGAAUCUAAUGCAGACGACGUGGGAUGACAAGAUGGCAGCACUGAGGAGAUCCCGAGGAAGAUAUAUGGAGAUUUUCCCACCACCCGAGUUCGCCAGUCGCCAUAGAACCCGCAGGAAUUCAUUCGUGGAGGUGCUCGAUGAAAUUCGGGUACCACCUUACCACCUCCGUCGUUCCAGACAAUGUCUGUCUCGCGUGACAGACGACGGAUGGCUCAGAGCGACGUGGCUGAACCGAUUUCUUCCACCGCCUGAUCGAAGGAUGAGAGAGUAAGAUAUUUUGAACCAAGUCACUAUUUGCGGUCAAGAUGAGUGGCGGAUCCACGGGUGUAGCCGAUCUGUUUUAUUUGUUGGAAUCGAAUAAACUUGGGGAGGUCGAAGAGAUCAAGAAAGUAUUCCAUGAUCAUUUGUUAUGCACAAAGGACAACUGGUUGGUAAAUGGAUUGUUUGAUUACUAUCUCUCUACAAAUUCCUUGAGGACAGCGGAAGUAUUAGCGGGAGUAAGAGAUCCGCAUGAUAAACACCUAUUAGAUCGUUUGUCAGAUAUUCUUUCAAAACCUGGCAAUAGUAGGCAGAGAAUACAGGCACUCACAUUGCUUGGGCAUAUAGCCAGACGUCAGCCUACUUGGUUGUACAAGUUAGCCAGCCAUGCGUUAUUCAGAGAUCUACUCAAAUUACUCAAGGUGGAGGCAGAUAUAUUACCGCUAAUGAGUGCCCUUCUUCUGUUAGUAAUGUUGUUACCAAUGUUACCUGCUGCUCUAGGGCCAUAUCUACCAGAAAUAUUUGAGGUAUUUGGCCGCUUGGCCUCUUAUUAUCAUCAUCAUCAAUCGUCCUUACUUUCUCCUUCUACCCCUUUUACUUCGACUACAGCACCAAAUGUUAUCGACAAGGACCAUAUGUACCUCAUACAUUUGCAGGUAGGAUUAUACUGCUUAUUUCAUAGACUGUACGCGAUGUAUCCUUGCAAUUUUAUAUCAUACCUGAAACAACAGUAUGUUCAGCGUGAUCAAUUGGCUACAUUUACUCAUACUAUUAGACCCAUGUUAGAUUCUGUGCGUAUGCACCCUUUACUCGUCACAGCAUCCAAGGAUGCAGAAAUUUCAGCCACUAGGUGGAAAAAGAUGGAACAUCAUGAUAUUGUGAUAGAAUGUAGCCGUUUUACAUUAGACAAAUGUCGAGAAGAAAUCUUAGGCGUUAACUCUCGGUGCACGCCACCCCUGGAUCAAUCUUCCAUCACUUGUGCGCCAAUAAACAUCUGCGGCGGAGUAACAACUACGGAAAUUAGUAAUGGAGAGGAUGAAACAUUUUGGUCACCGAGCAUGACAGUGCCACCACAUAGCCCACCGCAAAAUGCAUCUCAUGAACCACGCUCUGCUCCGCCAACGCCUAAUAACAAUAGAAGCGGUACUUCCCCUCCUGAAGCUGCUAUAGAAGCUACCCCCGAAACAACUCCUGUCAAGGAUCUACGAAAAUUAUCAACGAGACAACCCCCUCUGGGAUCUAACGCAGUGCGUGCUUUGGGUAACGCAUUGGGCAACGGCACAUCAUCACGGCCAGCAACGCCAACUCCUAUAAAUUCCUCUUCGGCCUCGGGAACAAAAAGUACGGAUAUCUCAUCAAACACACAUGGAUUUCUUUCGAAUAGAUUAAAUAAAAUUAUGACAGACAGACAAAGUGUUAUUCAGUCGCAAAAAUUACUGAGUAAUAACGAAGAAAAUAGUAGGUUCCCAGAGAUGGCUUUAAGUCAAAACGGAAAGAAUGAUUCUUGGCAAGAGGAUCAAGAGGUACUAGAAAUUGUCAGCUCGCAUGGAAAUGGAGCAGUUGAAAUGCCAAAGUAUGUUGAAGCGCAAUCUGAUACACGAAACGAAAAGAGCGAGUACGGCACUCUGAUCAAUUUAUCGCAAAAGAUUUAUCAACUUCGAUUAUACUCUCAAUGCCAUCUCCCAGUAGAAGAUACGAAUUCAAACGUAACGCACAAAAUUCGACACUCCAGAUCCUGCCCGGACAUGAAAAUGCAGAAGAAUAGCUACAGCGAAGAUGUAACAGAUCAGGUGUCAGCAGGAACGAAGAGACACGAGGAUAUUGGUACUCAAACAUGUAAUCUAUUUCCAUACGAACAUCUGCUACUAGGAAUGUUAGAUCAGAACAGCCAAAACGUUAAUCAAGAAAGUUCUGAUUCAAGAAUGUCGCCAAUCAGCAUGCUGGAUCGAUAUAUCGAGGCUUGCACAAGAGCGAAUAGCUUUUCUAGUAAAACAAUUUUUCCAGAAACAAAUGGCACCAGGCAGAAACAGAAAAAGAAAGGGGAAGAGGAUUCGGAGGAAGACGGAGGAGAAGACGAUGGUGUAGAUCCAACUUGCGCCAAUCAGUUACUUCAACUCAUGCAAAUGCAACUGUUAUUCGAGCGACAGCGUCGGGAAGUUCAUGCUGAACGUAAUCGACGUUUGCUUGGUAAAUUACGAGAUUCACGAGCUUCAGAAGAACACAAUCUUGCUUUGACCGAACGUUUGAAAAUGAUCGAGAGGGAAGUGGAAGAAUUGAAAGCGCAAUUAGAGAAUAAUAAAAGGGAAGCACAUCAAGCUGAGGAACAAUACAAAGAAGCUAUGCAUCAUUGGCAAACUAAAUGCGUUGAAGAGCAACGACAAAGUCAGGCGUUCAAAGAUCGCUUAGAAAGUUUAGAAUUGGAAUUGAAAGAUGAACAGAAGAAGACUGCCGAAACGCAACAACAGCUUCGUUCUGUUGAGGCAGAACUUUUCAAUGCAGGACAUCAGCUUAAAGCAGCAUUAAAGGCUGCGGAUCGUGGCAAAGAACUGGAAUGCAAUGUGGACACUAUGCAGAAAAAAUGUGUGCUUUUAGGAGAGGCGCAAUUAAGAUUGCAAGAAAAUACAAGUACUCUCUCACCAAUAACCAAGCAAGAAACGGCGCAAAUACAAAAAUCGUAUACAGAAGAGUUAAACAAUAUUCGACGACAGUUGGAAUCGCGAACAUCGCAUUUGGAAGCGUUGAAAACUCGAUUGAGUGAGUUGGAAAAUAAGGAUGCGCGUAAGGAGACGCAAUUGGUAAAUCUGCAACGGCUCCUACAAGAAACGAAAGAGCAACAUGCGUCCGAAUUGGAAGCUGUUGAAUCAAAGUAUCAAGCGCAAGUAGAAAUCAAUCUGCUCCUGGAAGGUCGUAUACUCGAGCUCCAUGGUAAACUGGAAACUGCGACGGACUCAAAUACUUCGCCCAUGGGUAAUCCUGCUUCCUCGGCAUCGCCUAAAGAACGAUCUCCACCUCUUUCAACUAGCCUAGCUUCGUCCAGCGAGGGUAGCCUUGCGUUCAUUCAUCCGGGGGCCGGGAUUAUCAUGAAUGAUUGCUGCGAUACUGCAACGGGUGAGAUACCCAAUUUGCAAGCUAUGAUAGAACCUGUAUCGAGUACCAGUCAAGCCACUUCACCAUUACGCUCCAACAUUCAACAAUCAUCGACGCCGAAGCAAGAUUAACACUAUGGAAAUGUUUACCGUAACAUAAAUUCCUUGUAUAUCUGCUGUUAAGCGAUAUACGGGAUUAUUAUCGAAGAUUAUACGCAAAUACGCCGCGAUCGUUACUUAGUGUUGCGGCACGAACGGAAAGAAAGUUAUUUGUAGCUUUUUAUCGAUAGAAUAGACGAGAUUCGUAAGGAAGACAACGUGAUUGCGAUCGAACAGGCAUGCUAAGUUUGUUAGUGUUGGUAUAUCUCCGCUCUUGGAAAAAUGAAUUCACAGAAUAAAUGGUUGAGAUAUUUUGCUGACCAA